Anopheles darlingi is the source of this 1453-nucleotide messenger RNA. RefSeq lists its product as uncharacterized. The transcript has 4 exons. The record is from RefSeq and is a predicted model, not a curated record. Lineage: Eukaryota; Metazoa; Arthropoda; Insecta; Diptera; Culicidae. Bases 1 to 1263 code for a protein of 420 amino acids.
AUGGUGUCUCUCAGUAAGCUGUUCGCUCAAGUGGCUCAGGGCCGAACCUGUCGCGACCUUUGGCAUCCCCAGUUCUAUAGCUGUGCUGGGUACAAUGUGCACCUCUGGCGAACGAUCAUGCCGGGUAGUUUCAAACUAUACCUUCCGUUUCUGAUACUCCCACCAUUGGUGAAACUGAACGAGUUGACGCCGAGGUACCUGCUCGAGCACUCACUUCAGUAUGUUUACAUCUCGAUCUGCACGUACGUGCAGGCAUCCCUAUCGCUAUCAUCGCAAUGCGGCCUAUACAAAUUACAGAACCGCCUGAGCUAUUGGUGCAUCAUGUUUUGGCCCUGUCUUCUAGGAGUAGCAAUGGGACCUCCGUUGCCAAUUACACUGCUCCGGCUGCAGGCAAUCACUUUUUUUAACAUGGGUAUGGAAGCUGCCUUACGCAAAAGCACUUGUCCGCUGCUCCAAAGAUUGAGGCGAUCCAAGGUGUCCGCCACAGUCAGCUUCAUGUUGUUUAGCGGCAUCAUCAUUACCUGUGCCAGCAUGAGCGUGGUGAAACAGUUGUGGUUCAUCAUUCCUGCCGACGAGAAAGGCACCACGGACUGGCGCACCUGUGCGCAUUCUAAACCCUGCAGGCACCAUCUGUUGGACGGAAUACUGAAGUACGGGCUGAUUGGCUUGAUUCUGGAGGCAGGUCGGACCGUCUUGCGCAACUCCUCACUAUUGCUCAAAGGCCAUCAUAUGUCUCAAAUUAGUCGUGCGAUACUUGCAUCCUGGAAUCUUCGGCUUGGCAUGUUUCUUGCUUCUUAUAUCGGCCUCUACCGGAGUAUUAGCUGUGCCCUGAGACGCAAGUACAUCAUUGGAAGCCACACGAGUCACGUAGCCGUUGCUGGGUUUCUUGCCGGUUUAUCCUACUACCUGUAUCCAACAUAUCAGAUCUACACCCUUGCAUUGACCAAAGCCAUCGAGUUCGGAUGGGGGUACUAUAUCGAACGCUCCAGGAAGGCAAAUCCGGACCAUGCUAUGCAAAGCGGUAUGCUGUCGCUCUUCCAGCGUCUGCCGAUGCUGCGGCUGGUGCAAAUGAUUUCGUUUGGUUAUCUUGGACAUAUCUACGCCUUCCACCCACACGUUUCACCUGUGUUUCACCAGAAGGCGAUGGACGUGUGUUCCGGUAAUCUUACCCUUCAAAUGCAGAAGCGUAUUUCUGCGUGGCUUGCAAAUGUACCGAACCCGUGUCCGGUUGGUUUGAACGAAAUCUACACCAUAGAGAAUUAAAUGACACAGUAACAUAAUCGAUGGAAUUUAACAUUGAUGGGGAAAAGGAGAUAACACAGAAUGCAGAACGCAUUUUGAAGGCCAGUUGGACCAUAAGAAUCAGCGCUCGGGUAUUGUACGGUUAGUUUAACGAAAUGAGAGCGCUUAUGUGCGCGGAAACUGAAAAUAUAAAACAUAUCAUUCAAGCAAA